This is a messenger RNA of Notolabrus celidotus (New Zealand spotty), 4645 nucleotides long. It is a transcript of the gene ace, whose product is annotated as angiotensin I converting enzyme (peptidyl-dipeptidase A) 1. The record is from RefSeq and is a predicted model, not a curated record. Gene Ontology annotation, biological process: proteolysis. Gene Ontology annotation, molecular function: peptidyl-dipeptidase activity; metallopeptidase activity. Bases 398 to 4252 code for a protein of 1284 amino acids. The transcript is spliced from 25 exons. NCBI's taxonomy places the organism in Eukaryota, Metazoa, Chordata, Actinopteri, Labriformes, Labridae. Gene Ontology annotation, cellular component: plasma membrane.
ACAUCUCAUCUCUGAUCUGCUACAGUCAGAGAAACGUGGAUCUGAUCAGGGAGAUACUGAGAGAAAUACACAGAAGGAGAGAGGGAGAGGAGAUAGUAAAGAAGGGGAGUGUGGGGGAAAUAUGUCCAGAGCUGUAAAGUGUUGAGAGGGAAGGCUGCAGAGAAGUGUGGGCUGGGUUACACUGGCACUUAAAAAGACGCUCUCUUUGGUUUCUGUGCAUUUCACCAGCAGGCAGGCUGGGAGGUUGAGAGGGGGGUGAGACGCAAAGGAGUGCAUGAGACAACAGCUCGAGGGGAAAGGUGCACUCUCACUUCAUCGGAGCAAGAGUAUUUUUAGCUCUUAACUCUUCCACCGUACAGUAUUUUCUCCUCCACUCAGACUGUGGUGAGAGCUCGCCAUGGGCACCAGCGUGGACAGGUUUGUGUGCAUGGUUUUCCUGCUGCUGCCAGUCUUUGGACUCUCUGUGGCUCUGAAUGAAACCUUGCUGCCGGGGAACUACGAUGACAACAACGAAGGUGCGUUAAAGUUCCUGGAGGACUACAAUACCACUGCAGAGAAGGUGUUAUUCGACAGCGUGUCUGCCAGCUGGAACUACAACACCAACAUCACAGACUACAACUCACAGCUUCAGGUAGAAGCAUCCCUGGAGGAGCAGGCCUUCUCCUCAGCCUGGGGGUUAAAAGCCAAGCAGAGCUUCAGUGAUGAAACACUGAUUAAUCUCACUUCUAGCGACAGGAAACUGGUGGAUAAGAUUAAGAUCCUGGGAGCUGCCAACCUGGCCCCGGAAGAUAGAGAGAAGUAUAACAGAAUUCUCAGCACUAUGGACAACAUUUAUUCCACAUCUAAGGUGCAUCCACAGCCGAAUGUGAGCUGGAGCCUGGAACCUCAUCUCACAGAAAUCAUGGCUAACUCCAGGAGCUACAAGAGGCUGCUGUUUGCAUGGGAGGGCUGGCACAAUGCAUCAGGUGUCCCUCUAAAGGAAUACUACCCCAAUUUUGUGGAGUUGAGCAACAAAGCCUCACGCGCUGAUGGCUUUGACGACACUGGUGCUGACUGGCGCUCUUGGUAUGAGACUGAGACCUUUGAACAGGACAUAGAAGGACUCUACAGGACCAUUGAGCCGCUCUACCAGAACCUACACGCCUUUGUGCGCCGCCAGCUCUACAAACAGUAUGGCCCCAAGUACAUCAACCUGAAGGGACCAAUCCCUGCCCACUUGCUUGGAAACAUGUGGGCCCAGACCUGGAACAAUAUUUAUGGUAUGAUGAUCCCAUUUCCUGACAAACCAAACAUUGAUGUGACGGAUACAAUGGUCAGAAAAGGCUACAAUGCCACUCACAUGUUUUCUGUGGCCGAGGAGUUCUUCACGUCUUUGGGUUUGGAGAAGAUGCCUGAGGAGUUCUGGGACCACUCCAUGCUAGAGAAACCUGAAGGUAGAGAGGUCGUGUGCCACGCGUCUGCCUGGGACUUUUACAACCGUAAAGACUUCAGGAUUAAGCAGUGCACCACUGUGACAAUGGAGCAACUCUUCACUGUGCACCAUGAGAUGGGUCAUGUCCAGUAUUACCUGCAGUACAAGGACCAGCCGGUGGGCUACCGUCGUGGUGCAAACCCAGGUUUUCACGAGGCCAUUGGAGAUGUUUUGUCUCUCUCCGUUUCCACACCCAAACAUCUGCAUACCAUUGAACUGCUGGACAAUGUGACAAAUGACUAUGAAACGGAUACAAACUACCUGUUAAAGAUGGCUCUAGAGAAGAUUGCUUUCCUUCCCUUUGGCUAUCUCAUUGAUCAGUGGAGAUGGGGUGUGUUCAGUGGAAAAACACCUCCUCAGCGCUACAACGCUGACUGGUGGAACCUCAGGACAAAAUAUCAAGGCAUCUGCCCACCCACCAGGCGUUCAGAAGAGCACUUUGAUGCCGGGGCGAAAUACCACAUCCCUGGAAAUACACCAUACAUCAGGUAUUUUGUGAGCUUCAUCCUGCAGUUCCAGCUUCACGAAAAACUGUGUGAGGCAGCCAAUCACACUGGUCCUUUACACACAUGUGACAUCUACCGCUCUCCUGAAGCAGGGGCCAUUUUGAAGAAAAUCCUCCAAGCCGGCUCCUCCAAACCUUGGCCUGAGAUUCUCAAUGACGCUAUUGGCACCAACAAGUUGGACGCCAACUCACUGAUGAAAUACUUUGACCCCAUUAUUACAUGGCUGAAAGAGCAAAAUGUGGAUGAGACGUUAGGAUGGCCUGAAUAUAGCUGGGUACCACCCAUUCCUGAGGGCUACCCUGAGGACAUUGACAAGAAUACAGAUGAGACUGAUGCAAGGACAUUUCUGGAUGAGUACAAUCGCACGGCUGAAGUGGUGUGGAACGCUUACACGGAGGCCUCCUGGAAGUACAACACCGACAUCAACGAGGCCAAUAAGCAGGCCAUGCUUCAGAAAAACCUGGAGAUGUCGGCCCACACCCUGAAAUACGGACAGCAGGCUCGUCAGUACGACACCACUGACUUCCAGGAUGGCUCGGUCAAACGCAUUGUCAAAAAACUCAGCGACAUUGAGAGGGCUGCACUGUCUUCUGCAGAACUGGAAGAGUACAACACCCUUCUAUCAAACAUGGAAACCGAUUACAGUGUGGCUAAGGUCUGCAGAGAAGAUGGGACAUGCCAUCCACUGGAUCCAGAUCUCCAGAAGAUCAUGGCAGAGUCCAGGGACUAUGAUGAAUUGUUGUUUGCCUGGAAAGGAUGGAGAGACUCUGCCGGCAAAGUUCUUCGCACAAAAUACAAGAGAUAUGUUGAACUGGCCAACAAAGCUGCCACACUCAAUGGUCACACUGAUAAUGGGGCUUUCUGGCGCUCCCUGUAUGAAACUCCCACCUUCGAGCAGGACCUGGAGGCUCUGUGGAAGGAGCUGGAGCCACUCUACCUCAAUGUGCACGCAUACGUCCGUAGAGGCCUGUACAAAAAGUAUGGCUCUGAGCACAUCAACCUGAAGGGACCCAUUCCCGCUCAUCUGCUUGGUAACAUGUGGGCACAGACGUGGUCUGGAAUAAUGGAUCUUGUCAUGCCCUACCCGGAUGCUACGCAGGUGGAUGCCACUCCUGCCAUGGUAGCAAAGGGCUGGAACGCCACCAGAAUGUUCCAGGAAUCUGACAAUUUCUUCACCUCGCUGGGUCUGCUGCCGAUGCCAAAGGAGUUCUGGGACAAAUCCAUGCUGGUGAAGCCAGCUGAUGGACGCGAGGUGGUGUGCCACGCUUCUGCAUGGGACUUUUACAACCGAAAAGACUUCAGGAUCAAACAGUGCACCGUGGUGACGAUGGACGAUCUUAUCACAGUGCACCAUGAGAUGGGACAUGUCCAGUACUUCCUGCAGUAUAAAGACCAGCCUGUGUCUUUCCGUGACGGAGCCAACCCUGGCUUCCACGAGGCCAUUGGUGACGUACUCGCCUUGUCUGUGGCCACACCGGGACAUCUGAAGAGCAUCGGCCUCCUGGACAAAGUAGAAAACAAUCACGAGAGUGAUAUCAACUUCCUGAUGAGUAUGGCACUUGACAAGAUUGCCUUCCUACCUUUCGGCUACCUGAUGGAUCAGUGGCGAUGGAAGGUGUUUGACGGACGCAUACCAUCCACUGAAUACAACAAAGAAUGGUGGAACCUCAGAAUGAAGUAUCAAGGCCUGUGUCCACCUGUGACCCGUACUGAGGACGACUUUGACCCUGGUGCAAAGUUCCACAUCCCUGCUAACGUGCCUUAUGUGAGGUACUUUGUCAGCUUCAUCAUCCAGUUUCAGUUCCACCAAGCUCUGUGCAAAGCUGCUGAUCAUAAAGGGCCUCUCCAUACCUGUGAUAUCUACAAGUCACAGAAAGCAGGGAAGCUGAUGGGUGACGUGAUGAAGCUUGGCUUCAGCAAACCAUGGCCCGAGGCGAUGGCCAUGAUCACCGGCGAGCCUAAAAUGAGCGCCCAGCCACUUAUGGAGUAUUUCCAGCCUCUCAUUAAGUGGCUGGAGGAGGAGAACAAGAAGAACAAUGACAUACGCGGGUGGCCUGAGUACGACUGGAAACCUUCAACUGCUGAAACUCCAGCGACUAAAGUGGACUUUCUGGGUAUGAGUGUGGCCGGUCCAGCUGCUAUAGCUGGUCAGUGGAUCCUGCUGGUUGUUGGUCUGGUCCUGUUGUUGGCCACCAUCUUUUUGGCCUACAAAUACAGCAAGUCAAAAAAGCCUGAAAAAUCCACUUCCCUGUUGGAGCUCAAGCAGAAAGACUAGUGGACAGAGACGGCUAACAGGCCUAAAGCGAAGCCUGACUUACUGUAGCUAGCACAGUGCCAACCUCAAUGUGAACAUCAGUGUUUAAUGUGUACUGUACAGUACUGUAAUAUCCGAUCAAAUCUGCUCUUGUAUUUUGGUCUGCCUUCUUAUCUGGUGUUGUAUAUUUGUUGUAUACACUCAGUCAAAUUAUUUUUGCCUAUGCAAAAAGAUUAUCACACUUUUAUAAUUAUUUGCAAUAUUUGAAUGUUUAGGGAGGAAAUGUUGUAAAUGAAUGUUUGUAAAAUCAUUAAUUGUUUGAUUGAUUAAUUGUGAUUUUUUUUAAUAUUUGAUUGUUUCUUUUUAUUUUGUUGUUCGAUCCUCUGCAUUUCUACAAUAAGACAUUACAUAGUU